Molecule: messenger RNA, 8724 nt
Organism: Alligator mississippiensis (American alligator)
Lineage: Eukaryota; Metazoa; Chordata; Crocodylia; Alligatoridae
Product: cystathionine beta-synthase-like protein
Exons: 18
Coding region: 338-2044 (568 amino acids)
Cellular component (GO): cytoplasm
Molecular function (GO): cysteine synthase activity; cystathionine beta-synthase activity
Source: RefSeq, a predicted model, not a curated record
UCCCCCCCGCCAGGAGCGCUGGAGCCCCGCUGCAUCCUGCCCGCGCGCGCUGCGAUCGGGGCGGGGGGUGCCGGCUCCGCCACUGCCGAGAGGGAAAAAAACCCUUACUGGAGCCUCUUGAAGCAAGAAGGCUAAAGAGGUGUGGUGGUAAGUACCAGCAUCUUGGCUCAUUAAAAGCAGCGCACGUGUCUUACACCCAGUAUAAAAGUUUGCCUGACACUCAGCAUUUUAACCUUCAUACCCUGAAGCCUUGGAGAAACUCUUCUUUGUGAACAGUAGCAAAAAGAGACUCUGGAGUGAAUCGAGUCUCUUAUGUAUUAAAUCCACGCUUAGGAACAUGUCGAAGUCAGCACUAAGGAGAUCUGGUGCCGUGCUUGAGGAUCCGAUGCCUUCUGUCCCUCCCAAACUUGAGAUGGACACAAAUUCUUGCCCUCACUUGUCUGCCAGUUGUGUGCAGAAUGGAGGACUGGAGAAGGAGCCCUGUAACACCGGGGAGAAAGAAAGGAAGUGGAUCCGACCUGACACACCUAGCAAGUGUACCUGGAAACUGGGGAAGCCCUUUUCAGAAUCCCCUCAUUAUCAUUCAACUUUGUCAAAAACACCAAACAUCCUGCCGAACAUCCUGGAGAAAAUUGGUGAUACACCCAUGGUGAGGAUCAACAAGAUUGGAAAGCAGUUUGGACUGAAGUGUGAGCUCUUGGCAAAGUGUGAGUUCUUCAAUGCUGGGGGGAGUGUGAAGGACCGAAUCAGCCUGCGGAUGGUGGAAGAUGCAGAGAGAGAUGGGAUUUUGAAGCCUGGGGACACUAUCAUUGAGCCAACAUCAGGAAACACAGGUAUUGGGCUGGCCCUGGCUGCUGCCGUGAAAGGCUACCGCUGCAUCAUUGUGAUGCCAGAAAAAAUGAGCAUGGAGAAGGUGGAUGUUCUGAGAGCUCUUGGUGCUGAGAUUGUGAGGACUCCGACAACUGCCAGAUUUGACUCGCCUGAAUCUCAUGUGGGAGUAGCAUGGAGACUGAAAAAUGAAAUUCCCAAUUCUCACAUACUAGACCAGUACCGCAAUGUCAGUAACCCAUUGGCCCACUAUGACACCACAGCUGAGGAGAUUCUGCAGCAGUGUGAUGGAAAAGUAGACAUGCUGGUGGCUGGAGCUGGAACAGGAGGAACCAUCACUGGCAUUGCCAGAAAGUUGAAGGAGAAAUGCCCAGAAUGCAAAAUCAUUGGCGUUGAUCCCGAAGGCUCCAUUCUUGCUGAGCCUGAAGUACUGAAUAAGACGGACGUGACGACAUAUGAGGUGGAGGGAAUUGGAUAUGAUUUCAUCCCUACGGUGCUGGAUAGAUCGGUGGUGGACAAGUGGUACAAGAGCAAUGAUGAGGAGUCUUUUGUCUUGGCACGCAUGCUGAUCAGAGAGGAGGGAAUGUUGUGUGGUGGCAGCUCGGGUAGCGCAAUGUCUGUCGCUGUGAAGGCUGCCAAGGAUCUGAAGGAGGGUCAGCGCUGUGUUGUCAUCUUGCCCGACUCUGUCAGGAACUACAUGUCUAAGUUCCUGAGUGACAAAUGGAUGACGCAGAAAGGGUUCAUGAAAGAAGAAGAUACCCGCAGUAACAAACCUUGGUGGUGGCACCUCAGCGUUCAGGAAUUAAGCCUCUCUGCCCCCUUGACAGUGCUUCCCACUGUCACCUGUGAAAAGACCAUUGAAAUCCUCCGAGUGAAGGGAUUCGACCAGGCACCAGUUGUUGAUGAAUCUGGUGUGAUUUUGGGAAUGGUUACCCUUGGAAACAUGCUUUCUUCGUUACUUGCGGGGAAAGUUAAGCCUUCAGACCAAGUCAGCAAAGUAAUUUAUAAGCAGUUCAGACAGAUUCAUCUGAAAGACAACUUGGGGAAACUCUCUCAUAUCCUGGAAAUAGACCACUUUGCUCUAGUAGUCCAUGAACAGAUUCAAUAUCAUAGCGAUGGCACAUCCAGCAAGAGACAGAUGGUGUUUGGCAUUGUUACAGCCAUCGACCUGCUUAACUUUGUGACUGCACGGGAGCGGCAAAGAAAAAACACCUAAGCUACAGGGUCAGCAUGUUUGCAGCUUCUGCAACAACAUUUUCCAGUCUCCAAAAAGAAUACCAGGUCCCUUUCUUUUCUUAGAUAGAAAGUUCUGUCUCUUGUUUUUUGUUUUUUAACUUUUCAGAAAUAAACACAGCUGGCCAUCCUGACUUCUGUAAUGUAACUGGCACAUCUAAAUAUUUCAUGGUUUUUUUGGUUUGGUUCUGAAUCAGAGAGGCAAUAUUCCCUGCCAAGAUAUAUGUUUCUAUUUUUCUAAAUGCUACCUAAAUGAACUAGUGUGAACCUAAUUGAUUGUGUCCUAACAUUUAAUUGUUUGAAACAAUUCUGGAACCUAACUAAAGGGAAGACUAUCUGUGAGAUAUAGUAUUUGGUUUAUGGAUGUUGAGUAAGUCAAAGAAGGUGGGCAUAGUGCCAAUAGCAGUAUGCCCCUUUGUAGUAGGAGAUGGUUAGUGUUGAGUGUGUUUGGGGGCAGGGGAGGGAUGAUGUUUUCAUUUACAGCAAGGUAGCCAUCAGGGAAAGGGUUAAAGUAAAUUUCAAUUGUGGAGGCUGGUUUUAAGGUUUUCCUCAACCAGUUACCAUGAAGCAAACCUACUGCUUGCCUUGUCUUACCUAUGAUGUUACAGUGAGAUAGUAAAUAAGUGUCCAUGCAAAAGAUGCACUUUUUAAUUUGUGAGGACAGAAACUCUGUUGCUUAUUUCCACCUUGGUAAAUAAGCAUAGGUGCAAACACGAGAACAAAAUUGGAGCAAGCUUUGUACGGGUGUUUAAUUUACAGGUGGUCCUAUAACUUUACAGUGGCCAGGUUAACAAUCUUUCUUAGCAACCCAUCAGUUUUUCAAGUGCUUCUGACCUCUAGCUAUCUACUGCAGGGGAAAAACAAUGUUUGUUUGUAAAGUGAACGAAAACAUAACUGCAUCAAAGACAAAUCCUGGCCUAGAUAACGAGCAUAUAAACUGUACUGCAGCCAUCAGGACUACAUGUUUAUGACAAAAUUUGACUAAUUCUAUGAGACAAAUAUUCUGGAUUCUCUGUGCCUUACAGUACCUGUGCUCGAUUGAAAUGGUGUUGUCUCAGCUGGUCAGGGAGUACAGGGAUGCUGAACAUUAGCUACAUGCAGCUGUACAGAUUUCUUCCACUUCCAAAAUUGUCUGGACUCUCAUGUGCCUCUGACUUUACAUAAUGGGAAUAUAGUUGUAUCUCAGUUAAUAGCAUAAUCCAUAUAUCCCCAUACUGUGGCUUAAAGGCAAGCAUCAGCCAAACAGUUGGGUGAUUUACAUAAGCACUCCAUGGAUUUUGUUUAUGGAAAAAAAUCACCAUAUUUCAUCCUUAUUAUGGGUGCUGUAAUCCUCCUUCUCUGAUUGGCUAUUUGUUAGGAGCAAAGCUUCCUUCAGCAGCAGUAAUUCUGUUCCAGUUUCUCACUUUCCUCUGCUGAAGAAAAAUGUACAUGAAAAAAGAGACACCAAAUAACAACAUCCAGCAAAGUUUGAAUAGGCAGUUGGACAAGAGGAAAAUCAUUGGUUUUAACCGUGGUUCUCACCACACACCACCACCGGCCUCAUUUCCUUCUGUCCGGCCAUUCCUAGAUAACAACAGCUCUUUUAGCUGCUAGCUUUCUCUUGCAAAAAUCCACAGGGCCUUUUCCUUCCAAUCCAGAAGGAAAUGAACAAAAAAAGGUUAACAAAAAUAUUUAUCAUCAUAGUGACCACAGACUUGCUGGCCUGGAAGUAAGUGAAGAAAAAGAAAGGUUGAGGGAGUGAAGGAAAUAAAGCAGUAGAUGGUUGAGAAGAUGAGACUGAAGAGAAGUACUGGUAGCAACACUUAUCUGUCAGUAAUUUCAAGAGUUUGCUUUGCAUCCUCUUCCCUUUUAACUUCCCCAUUUAAAAAUGUCAUUACAGGAUAAUAAUUUCAGGACACUUUGUGGUAAGUCUUUAGCGUUGUGCCCAAAGUAGACCAAACUCUCCUGCCUGUUACCUCUGUAUGUUAUUGCCUCAGAUGCUGGAAGUCACCCCAAGUUAUUACUAUAUUGACAUUUAUACAUUCAGGCAGAGUAUCUGAAAGACUUGGUCUUGAGGCAGAAGGUGAAGUCUGUAAGCCGUAGAUCUGAAUGCUUUAAAGAAAUGGUUUCCUUUCAUUUGGUCCUAGCUUGGCCUAAGUAAUUCUCCAAGUAUAUAAAUCCAGGGAGUCAUCACCACCAAGAAAACAAGAAUUAAAAGAAAGGGACUGUACAGUAUUAGAAAAAAAAAUCCUAGAAAAAGUUAAGUACAGUAGUAGGCAAGGUCAGCCUAAUUACCAGCAGCAGGGAUCUCAUGGCAAAACACCCCCUGAUAGGAUCCACAGUUAGGUUUCCUAGGCUGUCUAUGGCAACUUGGCUUCAGUGAUGCCGUGAGGCUCCCUUGCUUUCCGGUCUGUUCAGUUUCUUCACUCCAUUGUAGCAGAUCAGGGAUUUCUGAAGCUGCUUCCCCUUUUUAAAAACAGCUUGUGUUUGAUGGGAUUAAACCAGAGUAACUGAUACAGGCACUAUAGCAUCAUUAGGAAACAUCCUCUCUCUAGUGCUACUUGCAUUUUCAAGCAAUAAUGUAAUGGAUGAAGCUUGGCGAACAAACAAUCAUGCUAGGAAGGAUUAAAGAUGGGAAGUCAUUCCUAAUUUUUAAUCAGACUGGGAGGGGAGAGGGGAAAUGAAGAAGCACAGCCCCCCACUGGGACCUGAUAGGCAGACGUAUCAUUUAAAAAGCAUUCUCCAAGGAGGAAAUCCUGGUUUUGCUGAGCCUGCCUGCCCCAUCAAAGGGACAGCAGAGGGAGUGCCACAGUGGAGCACAGCAUUCCUGCUCCAUACACACUGCUCCUACACAUAUGCAGGGAGCUUGCUUUGAUGCACUGGAAAUCCAGCAUGUUGGAGCAGACUUGAUUAACUGUCUGCUUAGAGCACAGAAAUUCAUGUGCUCCAGCAGCCUUGCAUGUCACCCAUAUCAGCAUCGCUGCUCAUCUCACUGACAAAUGGUGGUGGUGCACUUUGAAAUAAAACACGUCCAAUGAGCCUUAGUUCAAAGCACCCCACCGCCAUUUUUUCAGCACAGGGAUGCGUGGCAGCACUGAUGAACAUGACGUUCAGAUGCUUUUAAUUAGUGUGGUUCAAUAAUUAAAGUGCCUGGCACCGCAUUUGAGAACAUGUGUAAAAAAUGCUGAGCUGAAAUAGGUGUAAUGGAGCUGCCUGGCGCUGAGCACAUGCCAAUAGGCACGCCCAAGAGAGAGCAGAUUGGUGCAUCCCAGUGCUCAGUCAGUGCGGCUACACUACAUUAUAUCCAUUUUGAGGUGAGCUCACAUGGCACAGUGUAUGCUGUGCUUCACUGUGCUGCUCCCAAUCAUAGGCCUUUGACUGUGUGGAUGUGCCAGCAAACAUCAGGUGCUGGCCCUUAAGAAAUUCAGCUGUUUCCGUUUUCAUUCUGGUGUCUAGAAGCUGACCCUCCGUUUUGUUGGCAACUGAUCAGUGAUUGCCUGUUACUGGCAUGUUCUUAUUAGACAUGCAUGUCACUGAUUUGCUAACUGCAGAUCACAGGUUUCCAGCAAAUUGGAAUUAAAAGAAUUUCUUCUAAACAGACUAGCAAUCUGGCUAAAACUUACAUUUCCAGUUGAGAGUUAAAAUUAGAAUUUGAAAAAGCCCUCAUAUGAGCUCCAGUUAAAAACGCAUGCUGGGUUUUGUUGGUGUUGUUUUUGUGUGCGUGUUUUCUUUUUAAGAGAAUCCAGGCCAGGAAGGAUAAAGGUAGUUCAUUGUUUACCCUGCAGAUCUCUCUGUGUAACCAGGUUGGACAGACGUGCCCCACAUCUGCCGUGUCUGCAGAUCUAGUAUGCUAUUUUUCAGAACCAUCUUUCGGAUUGUUUUCCCCACAGGUCUUAAUUAGUUUUUGAAGAAUUCAUAGCAUGGACACAAACCACGAUCUCCAUUCUAAAUGCUGUUAAUGUCCUUAAUGGGAUUUCUGCUGCCGAGUGAAGUGGAGUGGGUGAGCUGUUAGUUGCACACCACAAGGCAUGAAAGCUCAAGGAAGCUGGUACUCCGUCCUUUUUCCUCCUUGCCAACUUUGCAAUACUGUUCUUUCAUCUCACAGAAGCGUUGUCAGCUCCCGUUCCGGAUAGAGAGAAAUAGGGUGUUGAGUGGAGUUGGGGAAACUGACCACUGUUGGAAGUUUCAUUUUCACUACCUCUUCCAUUUCCCCCUCUGGUGAGGGAGUUUGUCUUACUUCACAGCGGGCAUGUCUACAUGUGCAUUAAUGCACUGUGGUUACUGCACAAAAUAAGUUUAGUACCUGUAAUAACAGAUACUAACUAAAUGUGCAGUACCCGGCACUACUGUGCAGUAGUCCCAGCGCACACCUUUUAAGUGAAGCUAAUACGCCAUAGACUAAUUCUACUGCACACUAGCACAAUAGCAUGGUUUUUGCUGUGGUGUACUAAUGCACAGUAGGAUUAGUCUAUAGUGCAGUUAGCAUUUCUUAUAGCCGUGCCCAGUGAAGUGGGUUUGUUGUCAUGGCAGUGGGUUUUUUUGGAAGUCAUGACAAAGGUUCUGAUUGCGAAUUUGCUUUACUCUCCCUAAUCUGAGUUUCUGAUGUUCUUAAGGAGUCCAGCACUUUACUGUUGUGCUUGCAGAUCCAUCUGAUGCUUCAGGCUUGCUGGUAUCAAUGGGAAUAAAAAGGGAAAUUGAUUCUGCAAGUGCCAAAGAUGCAGUUUAGGAAAGCGAUUGAGGAAAGAAGCUGUAUUUCCAUGCUGGGUUUGGAAUCAAAGAUGACUAAUGGGGGACUUCACCUCUUACACAGGGGUGAUAUUUAAGAGCUUAAUUAGUGCUAGUGCUGAAGUAUUCUCAGCCCCUUUCUAAAAUAAACUUUUGCACUGGUGGGUGCUAAGGAAGAGCGUUGGUGUAGAACUGGGAGGGCAGAGUGGCCAUGAGAGUAAAGAGUCAGAGAAAAUCUUGAAUUCCCAUUGCUUUGCAUGUCUAUGUUUGUGCACAGUACAAACAAGUACACAAGUGAUGGGGCUACACUGUAGUGCUUAGUAGAGAAAGGGUGUCUGCUAACUACUUAAAAUUGGCUGCAUCUACAUGAGACACAGAAAGCACAGUUGUUAGUGCACAGUCAGUUAGUACUUAUAUAAACAAGUACUAAAUGACCUUGCCAUAACCGGAGUUAUAGCGCAUUUGCACCAAGGAACAGCUUUUUUGUGAUGCUGACUGCACAGUACCUCAUGACUACUGCACAGUAGUGUCACAUCGUGCUUCCUGCCUUGCAGUGCUACUGUACAGUAAUCAUGGGCUACUGAGUAGUCAGCAUCUCAUGUAGACGCAACCACUGAGUAGUAGCCCUCGUUGUCUAGAGGAACCAGGAGUUUUGUGGCUGAUUUAAGACUUUUAAGCCUACAUAGGAGUGGGGCAUUAGCAGGGCCACAGACUGAAGUACCUCUGGUGCAGCCCUUCAGGAACAUGCUCAUCCUCUGGUUAUUCAGGAAUGUUAUUAACCUGGGUUGGUCAAUAGGGGUAGCACUGCACUGAUUGCCUAGCAGCAUUUCUCUGUUUACAGUGCUGUGAAGACCAAAUAAGGUGGGCAGUUUUUAGCCCAUGUCUUAAGUCCAAAGCUUGAAUAGACCUUUUUUUUUUUUCUGACAUGGGUUCCUGCAUCUGCCAGAUGGUCUAGUUUUUUGUAAGCAGAUGCUGACCAUCUUCCUACAACUACUUUGUACAGGGAUAUUUACAUUAAAUUGUGACAUGGUAUUUGUGCAUCCAUUUUCUCCCCCUGCCCAAGCCCAAACCUCUCUGUUUAGCAGUGACUCUUUAAAACCACAUAGGUUUUCUUAAAGGCACAAAUUCCAACUAAAUCUGUGGAGGGACAAAUGAAGAGGGCUUGAGGCGGUGUGGCUGUACCCCCUUGUGGCUGUGUCACACGAGCUCUCUGCACAAGGUCUUCCCUGAGUCCCUGCUUGCUUUCUUGUGGUUCCUGGUCCUCCUUUCCUCUGCUGAUGAAUUUAGUGACAAAGGAGGGGAAGGGUGAACAGGAGUGGUGUUCACCCCCUGGGCUCCAGAGCCAUGCAAAGGCAGGGGCUCUAGCCAGAUCCCACCCUGAUCAAACAGUGAGUUCAGAGCAGACUGCUCACUUGGAGCCCACACUAACCAGGCAGUGAGCUCAGAGUGCAGGGGAAGCAUUCCUCAUUCUUACUCUGUUUCUGGAUUCACUACUGAGUAAUUCUGCAAAGUUGCCCGGUAACUUCACAGUUGCGAGAUAAGGGUUUAAAGAUUAUUUUAAAGUCCUUGUGACCGGUAUCUUUUUCCAAUCAUACCAAUCUGUGGCUGACUCCAGAAUUUUAUGUAAUUGAAUUCCUCCUUUCAACAGAUUUAUGCAUACCUAGCUGACCACGGGAUAAAAAACUUUAAACUGUCUUUAAACUGUUGAUUACAACACUGAGCUUCAAGCAGGGUAAUACCCACUGGUGUGAAACACCUUAAUCCUUGCAGAUUUCCUUCAGCAUUUUUUUUCUCACUUAGUAUCAAUGUUAAAGCUACUCUACAGUGGUGAAGGGAAGUCUUUUUAUUCUUUAAAGCGAAAACAAUCAUUCAUUCAUGUAUACUGUACCAUGUUUGUUUUACACCUGUUCACUGUACAAUGUAAAGAGUUCAAUAAAAGUCACUAGAUUGGUGAAAUUA